Oncorhynchus masou masou (cherry salmon) is the source of this 1521-nucleotide messenger RNA. RefSeq names its product muscarinic acetylcholine receptor M1-like. Gene Ontology annotation, molecular function: G protein-coupled serotonin receptor activity; G protein-coupled acetylcholine receptor activity. The transcript has a single exon. Lineage: Eukaryota; Metazoa; Chordata; Actinopteri; Salmoniformes; Salmonidae. Bases 1 to 1521 code for a protein of 506 amino acids. The record is from RefSeq and is a predicted model, not a curated record. Gene Ontology annotation, cellular component: plasma membrane; synapse; dendrite. Gene Ontology annotation, biological process: chemical synaptic transmission; adenylate cyclase-inhibiting G protein-coupled acetylcholine receptor signaling pathway; G protein-coupled receptor signaling pathway, coupled to cyclic nucleotide second messenger.
AUGAACCACUCCUGUCUCUCCCAGACCAGUGACACCACCAAUGUGACAGCAGAUCCACUGGGGGGCCAUGAAAUAUGGGAGGUGGUGGUGAUUGUACUCAUCACAGGGCCUCUCUCCCUGGUCACUAUCAUAGGUAACUUGCUGGUGGUGAUCUCCUUCCGGGUCAACAGGCAGCUGCGCACCUUCAGCAAUUACUUUCUGCUGAGCUUGGCGGUGGCGGACCUGAUCCUGGGAGCAGUCUCUAUGAACCUCUAUGCUGUUUAUAUUAUCAUGGGACGCUGGACCCUAGGCAGCCUGGCCUGUGACGUCUGGCUGGCUGUGGAUUAUGUGGCCAGCAACGCCUCCGUCAUGAACCUGCUGGUCAUCAGCUUCGACCGCUUCUACUCCAUCACCAGACCUCUCACCUACCGGGCCAAGCGCACCACACGCCGGGCAGCCGCAGCCAUCGGCCUGGCCUGGGCCGUGUCCUUCAUCCUGUGGGGGCCAGCCAUCCUGUUCUGGCCCCAUGUAGUGGGCAGGGAAGCACAGGACGGGGGUGACUGCUCUAUCCCGUUCCUGACCGAGCCUGCUCUCACAUUCGGCACGGCCAUCGCUGCCUUCUACCUUCCUGUCACCAUCAUGGGAAUCCUGUACUGGAAGAUCUACUGGGAGAUCGAGAAGCGAGCCCAGGGUCUGGAGGGGCUAAUGGGGUCUGGGAGCAGUGGAGGGGCCUCCCAGGUGUCUGGGCGAAGGGAUGUCUACUCCAGCAGUACCAAGAGCAGUGUGAGCAGCUCCAGAGAAGUGCCUGUGGGCAGGGAGCAGAGCUGUGAGGUGACCCAGGGCUGCUUCCCUGUGAGAGAGGAGCCUAAACAGAGCAGUGAGAGGAGAAUAGCAACACUGUCAUUGUCUCCCACCAAGGGGGCCUACAGGGAGGGCUGCAGAGACAGCAUCUGUAACAUAGAUGAGGAAGAGCCUACUGUCUCCCUUUCCUCCUCAGAGGAAGAACCAGUGCAGACGCAGCAGGGGGCGAGUGCUAAGACAAGCCCUAAAGCCAUGAUCCCACUCAGAGACGCCCAGGGCAGAGACACCGUAGGGGCCAUCAAACCCCUAACAUCCAGGGCAGAGGACAGUACAGCAGGUCCACAGGGCAGGCAGCCCCCCCUAAGGGGCUCCACAUCAGACUCCAGACGCCACAAGCAGCCCAAAGCCAAGAGGAGGAGGAACACAAUUGUCAGGGAGAAGAAGGCAGCCAGGACCCUGUGUGCCAUCCUGCUGGCUUUCAUCCUGACCUGGACGCCGUACAACAUCAUGGUGCUGGUGUCCGUCUCCUACUGCGUGCCCGAGAAGCUGUGGCAGCUUGGCUACUGGCUCUGCUACAUCAACAGCACCGUCAACCCAGUCUGCUACGCCCUCUGCAACGAGCACUUCAGAGUCACCUUUAAGACGCUGCUGCUCUGCAGGCCGGGACAGAGGAACUGGGGAAUGGCUUAUAACGCCAACCAUGCCUCCUUCAGGACACACAAGACCAGCAGUACUGUCUGA